UUACUUCUGAUCCAUGUGUCCUUGAAUAUCUUGAUAAAUAUGGGGAUUUGAUCACAUCCUAUCUCUCAGAGUCGCACCGCAAACAUUCCCCCUGGAGGACAAAAGUCAGCUCGGUGUUUGUGAACACAGCAGCCGCUCAUACUCUCUCUCUCUCUCUCUCUCUCUCUCUCUCUCUCUCUCUCUCUCUCUCUCUCUCUCACACACACACACACACACACUGAAAACACAGCAUGGCGCAGGUGGAGGACAGGGACGACACCAUUGUGUCCUUCUCUCAGGGGACUCGCAUGCUCUUCUACCUCAUGUCCCCCAACGAGACGUUGUUUGCGGAAGUAGAGCAGGUUCCGCAAUAUGUCAAACAGGCCACUCCAUUCUUUAUUGGAAUGAUCUUGUUGGAGGGAUUGCUGGGUUGGCUGAAGACUGGAGACCUUCUCAUCAAAAUUAAUGAUGGGACCACAUCUCUGUCAGCAGGCAUGAUGUCCCGACUGCCUGAGCUCUUUAUGAGAAGUCUGGAGGUUUCCAGUUACAUAUAUGUUUGGAACAACUUCCACAUAUUGGAGUUACCUUGGGAUUCAGCUUGGACAUGGUGGCUAGCAUUCCUAGGUGUGGACUUUGGAUACUACUGGGUUCAUCGAUGCAGCCAUGAGCUUAAUAUCCUGUGGGCCGCUCAUCAAGUUCAUCACAGCUCUGAGUACUACAACCUGACUACAGCACUCCGGCAGUCUGUAACACAGCAGUUUGCUUCAUGGGUGUUCUACCUCCCCAUGGCAUUAAUAAUUCCACCGUCAGUCUUUGCUGUACACAUUCAGUUUAACUUGCUCUAUCAGUUUUGGAUCCACACUGAGUUCGUCAGGGAUCUUGGUCCUCUGGAGUGGAUCUUGAACACUCCGAGUCAUCACAGAGUUCAUCAUGGGAGAAACCGCUACUGUAUUGACAAGAAUUAUGGAGGGACUCUCAUUAUUUGGGACCGGAUGUUGGGAACCUUUGCUCCAGAAGAUGAUAAAGUCAUCUAUGGACUCACACACCCCAUCAACACCUUUGACAUUCUGUCUGUUGAGUUUGAAUACUACACAUAUCUGUUGAAGCAGUUCAUCAGUGCUAAUGGUAUUACACACAAGCUGUCGGUCAUCUUUAGUGGACCAGGCUGGACACCAGGCAAACCGAGGCUUGGAGAUCCUGAAGAUCUACCCGAGAUCACAGGAGAGGAAGUGCCACACAAUCCACAUUGGUCAUCUGCACUUCAAGCUUAUGUGCAUGUGCAGUUCCUUCUUGUGCUGGUCAAUUACAACAACUUAUUUGCAACAGAACAUAUGCUGUCUCAAACAACUGUGCUGCUUAUCACUGGAUACAUAUUACUCACACUUACCAUCCUUGGGUAUAUAAUGGACCUAAGUCCUAAUGCUGCUCUAUGGGAGAUGUCACGCUGCCUACUAAUGUUGGCACUCAACAGGUUUGGUUAUAUCAGCUCCAUGGUGCCUCUACUGGAUCUUGCAACAGAGGUCUAUGGAUUGCGACUGACCCCUCAUUACAACUCCAGCACCUCUAACCCUCCAUCUCUCCGUCGCUUAAUUUCUCUUUCCCAAUCUCUCCAUUUUGCUCCACCCCUGCUUAAAGUAGAGGCAACACUUCUGGAAUCAAUUAGCUCUGUCUGUGGCUAACUGGAGAGAGAUGAUGAGAUUUACACAUGAGAGUAAAAUUGUUCGCUUUUUUUCUCUGUGUGUGUGUGUGUGUGUGUGUGUGUGUGUGUGUGUGUGUGUGUGUGUGUGUGUGACCGUACAUCUGUAGACGUAGGUGCUAAAACGCCCACAAUUCUGUUCCCCGUAGAUCUGCAAGGAAUAAAAGAGUCUGAAAAAGUUCCCACAUGUAGUAUAGAGAAAACUAUUGUUUAUUUUGCUCCUGUCUGUGUGAAGACAAAAACAAUGUUCAUUUACCAGCUUCAAAAAGUUGGGAGUUGAUCUUUCUAAACAGUCAACACUGAAGUAACAUAAAAUAAACAUAAUACAUAAUAUAUGCUCAGGAGGAAGUAUAAUGAAAUGGCAGAAUAUUGAAUAUGCAUAUACUGUAUGUAUGUGCAAGAUUUUAAAAGACCUACACAGGACAGUACAAUGUUACAUUGAAAUUGUGCAGUGAUACAUUAAUAAUUACUAUAUUAUUGUACAGUUGAUACAAUUGGGACGAACGGUAUAGAGUGAUUAGAUAAAUUACUAAAGUGUUGUUGAGGGCUGUGGUUGACGAGGGCCGUAGGUUUUACUUUGAAUAAAAUAAAUAUUCUUGUUAACUAGCUGUAUUGUGUUAUGACUGUUUUGUGGCCAGAGAUGUUUUACACCUUUAAGAAACAUUUUGACUAGAUUCUACCCUCCCAGCAGCAAACAAUUAAGCUGUUCCCAUUGGGCAAACAGUACCGCUACAUACACUUUAGGUAGGGUAUGGAAGAGACACUUCGAACUAGCUCUGUAAAAACCCCAAAACAUCUUUCAUGGCACAAGCUACAGUAAAGGGUUUAUGCCCAGUGUUUUCCAACAUAGUGAGAAAAUUUCCCUAGUAGUGAGCACAGAUGGCCUAUUAGUAAUAUUAACAACAAGUGUAACCCUGGUUUGUUUGACCUGAAAUGGGUUAUCAACACACUGGUUAAAUAGUCAGUCAGAUCCACUGCAGUAUCAUCUAUAGCAGUGGUAUUAGAAGAAAAUCAUAUAAAAACUAUAGAUUUGGCCAGUUGUAUGCCAACACAUCCUGGAUAACAUCAGUCUGUGAUCCAGAGCAGGCAGUGAAUUAUAAGUCUGUUCACAGACAGAUCAACUUCUACUCUGCUGUUGGUGUUCCACAUUACCUGAACUACCUUCUUGCUAAUUUUCUAAUACCUGGGCGCAGGACUGAUACAGUACGUCCCCUAUCUGUCUUUAUCUGCCUAGUAGGUGGCCAGCUCUAAAGACAGAAUAGGUAUGUGCAUCUGUUUACUUUCAGAGCUUAGUAGCCCACCCUCAACAUUUCUUGAGAUUUGUGUCGUCUUGAUGGUUGAUCAUGACUGUGGUAUUGUCUGUUCACACUAGUAUGUAUAACCCCCUUAAGGGGUCCUGAAAAUUUUGCAGCACUAGCCAUGCAGCUUUUCAUUUAGACAAUGUUACCAUGCUGAUAUCAAGACUUGUUUUUCCCUUUUCUAUUACUUUUAAGCCUUAAUAAACCUUAAUAUCAACCUGCAGUACAUGCACUGCUCCUGCUGAGCUGCACUCCUGCUUCACUCUGCUCAGUAGAUGCUCCAGUGGUGGGCUAUCAGCUCUCCCAACCAGGGUGGGCUCAUUAUUCAAGUUUAGGGAAUAAGAAGUAAAUAAGAAGGGUCUGUCAAUAAGAAAGGUCUGUUUCUUUUUAAGUUCCUCAGAAUUUUGCACUUCAUUGCACUGUUGCAUUGCCACUAACAGCUCUUGCAUUUCUCUUAAGCCCAAUGCCAACUCCUUCAGUCUUUGUUCCAAUGUUAUGAAGGUGAUCCCUCUUCUCUUUCCCAGGGGGCUGAGCAGCCAAGCCUUCUGCCCAUUUCUGUUCCUGCUAAUACAAUGUAGCAAAGGAUAACUUACCUGUUUCUUCCUAGAGGGAGCCACAGAUUUGUCUGCUGUUUACAUUGCGCUCUGCUGUGAAUUACAAUGUCAGAGGAAUGACAAUGAAUAUUCAGCAGUAUUUACAUAACCCACAAGCUUCAUCUAUCACUAUUGGCAUUAUGCUUUAGUGAGGACAAGGCUCUGUAAGUGCUUCCUCAACUGUUCAAUCAGUCCCAUGUAGGGUCAUGGUGAAGAGUUGAUGACUUUGCUACUGGUUCUCAGCAGUACUACUACACUAAUGGUAAAGGAAGCUGCCCUGGUAAUCUGGAACAAAAUGUGGUCCAUAACAAAAGGAACCCAAUAUUUAACAUAUUUGAUUGUUUUUAAGACCAGAAAUUGAAUAUUUCACUAUUUAUAUGGUACUGACCAUAGGUCAGUGAGCCUUAGUCUAAAGCUUAAGCGCAUUUGAGGAAAAACACUGAAAAGUCAUGUUAAUUUUUGUCAACUACGUGAAUGUGAUUUUCAAAAAAAAAUCUGAAAACUCUUCAACAUAAAUCACUGUUAGUAAUACGUUUAACUAAAGGACAUAAUAUUUCCAAUGCUAAUGUAUCAGAUUCUCAGAUUCUCUGCACAUAUAUACUGCAGGCUUAAGUUUAAGCUUAUGCUUAACUCUUAAUCUUAAAUUUUUCCAGGCUAGUUUCAGAACAUAAAUUGACAUGGUAACUGAACUUGAUCUUUAUUUAAUCCUUGUGUCUGGAAUGGAAAAAAGGCUCAAUUACAUUUGAGACAAUGGAAAUCUCAGCUAAUAUUAUCUAAAAUUCUGGAACAUAUUUCAGAUAUGCUUAAAGUCAGCCAAGUGUACAAAACUGUACAGGUCAGUGGUUCCACAGGACUGGAGUAAAAAAAAAAUAAUAAUAAUAAUAAAGCCUGCUAUAAACUGUAAAUCCAUAAUUUUUCUUCUUAUGGCUUAAUUAAAGAAUAUUAGUAAUCAUGAAAUAAAAGCAAUUCUUUGAUUUGGCUGUCAUAUAUCAGGACCACUACAGUAGAAGUCUUUCUUGUGAUAUAUAGUGGCUUUUAAACCACAGGCUGGUAUUCAUUAUUGAGAGGGCUCCUCAUUAAAGCAGCAGGAUUUGCCUAUAAACUCAGGUGGCGAGGUCACACUCCCAGCACACAAGCACACCCGUCUCUUACGCUCUUACAGUUACGCCCACACUUGCUCUUUUACACUUGUUUACAGUUACACACUUGCAUUUUGAAGAGCCAUGUGGAUUCACCUGAAUUGCGGAUAAGUGAUGUCACACAUGGCUGAGGGGUCUGGAUAUGAGACAUUCCAGAUGUUGCAUGCCUUGCAGUAAUUAAGGGAGCUUCUCUUCAGACUGUGAGUGGUGAGCUCAUAGCAAUUAAAGUGGAGUGCUAAUAAAAAUACACCUGUCUCUGAAAGGAGUCUUAACUUUGCAUUGCUCUCAACAAGGGCACUUUCUACCCUUGCAUUACUCUCUCACACAGUAUGCCAUUUUGAUCAAUAAAACAGUGUAUGAUUGAUCAGAUAUACUAUAGUUCUUUUAUAAUAGAUUGUGAAGCUCACAGACUUCACAUAUGCUGUAUAUAUACUAUACUAAGGUGUAAUGACUGGAAAUAUCAGUACAUCAAAAGUAUACCUCAGAGCUGGAAAUCUUGCACUACAGGUUUGUACUGUUCCUUCCUGAGUUCUUUCCAUUUUUAUUAUUAUUAUUAUUAUUUUUUUUUUUUUUACAAAUUAAAGAUAAUAUUUAUGCACCUCAUUUCUCAAGAGAGGAACAUAAUUAUACAUUUUAAAGGGUAAAGGUUAUGACAAUAUUAUCAAGGUCACUCCAUGUAAAAGCUCCACUCAGCACAGCAUGGCCUUAUCUUUCUGUAGCACCUGACACACUUUGUACAAAAGUGGAACCUACAGGUUUUAAGUAUGUUCCACUGUUUGUCAGAAUAUGAAGUUUGCUUGAGACUGAAUUGGGGAAUACUACGAGCUUUCUCUUUCCAUAGUGAUAUAAUAAUCCAGGAAAGAAGUGAAGCGCUCUUGAACAAUAAAUGUAAAGCAAGUUUAAUUGCAGUAUAAUGCACUAGACAAUACAGUAGGAUAUCAGCUGUGCAAUACAAAGUUCUUUUAAAGCUCAUGGAGAUGAAAUAAGUUAACAUUCUAAACAAUAGAUAUUUCAAAUAUGCAGUAACAUUAAUUGUGUUGUAAAUUUGUAAAUGACUGUAAAUUAUUUGUCAUUAAUGGUGUGUCCAUUAAAAAAAACUUUAUUAAAAAAUAAAAUAUUACAUUAAGAUAUUAAGAUUAUUAAGAUACUUACUGCUUAAUGGUAUCGGCUUGAUUGAACUUGUCUUAAGUAAGACAAUGUGUGUACAUGUGUGUGACUGUUUGUCUUCAUCAGACCCCGUAAUGAGCCACAGUGAAAUACAUUAACCAGAGCAUGACAAUAGGGAUUCAUACUUUUGACCUUGCUAAUAAUAGUAACUCUCGAUUUCACAAUUUUGUGUACACGGCUUUGAUUAACGUAUACUACCUUUAGAUUACAUUAAAAGUUUAUAAAUAUUCCACAGCAAAUUUAUCCUGUUAGCAGAGAAUGAAUCACGCUACAAGUGUGCAUUUUAGGGAGCAAAUGUCCCUGCAACAACAGGAAUAUCUGACCAUUUUGACGUUGUGGGAACAUUUGUCUGGGUCCCAUUUAAAAAAUAAAAAAAAGGAAACAGCUUUUAUUUAAAAAAAAAAAAAAAAAAACCUAAACAAACAAAAAAAAACUAAAAGAGCUAAAAUGUUUCAUUUUGGUUACUGAGGUUAAAGAUGAGUUAGAUUUAAAUGUAUUAAUUGUUAUAUCAAUUGAAGGUCUGCACAAGGAGAAUAAGACAAAAAAGCAUCUAUGUGCAUGUGUGUGAGAGUGAUAGCGUGCCUCAGGGAGCUCAGGCCACAGGUUUAGCUUGCUAAACCGACCGCUGUAGGUCCCUUACAAGUCCCACAGGAGCCAUCCAUCUUUGUCCUUCUCUCAGGAAUCCCACUGAAGUGGUUUACAUAGCGUCUAGAGAGACGUGUAUGUCGUGGCCGCGGCCUCCUUCAUUACUGCAUCAAAGUGCUGCGGGGCUAAUUUGGCCCAGUGCAGCUCCUUCGGCCCGAUUCAUCCUCUCCAGACAUGGCUUCAGAGAGCUCCUGCUCAUGUGGGGGACUUUGAGACCUUGAUCCAUAUAAUAUAAAACUGAACUUAGCAUUCAAAAUAGUUACCACUUUCUUCUUAAAAAACAGUCUAUGGUCUGGGAAGCUAUAACUAGUGUAUGCUAUAAAGCUCCAGGGCUUUUAUUUCUUACCCAGCUGACUGUGUGAGAGAGUGUCAUUUCUACUAUGCCUGAUAGGAUAUCGUGCAUGAUGCUGUGCUACUCUGAGUUUGAUGAGUUUUAAUCUUGAUUACAUCUGUAGUGUGAAGGGUGUCACAAUAGUUUAUGAUAUGCAGGAGGCUCAAAUUCUGUUUUGUUUUACUAUAAAUUAACUUAAUGCUCCAAAGAAACACUCCAGUGUUUUUCCAACCUGAUCUCUAGUCCCUUUGUAGUUGAUCUGUUUUUGUUAUAGAAUGAUUUCUUGAAAUUUUCAGGCAAAAUUCAGUGAAAAUGAAGUACUAAAUCUGUAAAAAUUGUAUUGAGAAAUGGGAAUACAUUUUAAAGGGUCUGUGGUGCAUGGGAUCCCACAGAACUUUCAGGAAAAACGUAAUUAACUAGAAUUAGUUUUACUGUUACUCCAUUUAAAAAAAAAAAAUUUUUUUAAACAAGAGUCUCUGUCUCAUAGCAAGGAGCGAUUGUUGGGUUGCACAUGCACUACAGAUGUGGUGAUUAGGGAUUAGGUUGGAUUAGAUUUAUUUAAUCCAACAGAGGAAUCCACAUAAAUGUGUGUGUGUGCGUGUGUGUGUGUGUGUCUGAAAACAGUGUGUAUGUUGGCCGUCCAUGUGAACAGUAUAGGAUGGAAACUUCCUAUUAUGAGCUGUAUAUCAUCGAGCUGACAGCAGUGCUUCAGUUCUGUUUUCCUUUCAGUCAGCAGCUCCUCUAGAGACUCUGGACUGAACACAAAGUUCACUAUCUACUCUACAAUUCUUCCCUUGUCUUCUUUUUAAUGUGUUUGUUUUGUAUGGAUGCAUGUAUGUGUUGAAUGUAUGGCUAUGAGAAGUUUCACAUGCACAUAAACAACGGUCAUAACUACAGCAUUAUUAGAGCAAAUUAAAUGGCAUACUCCCUCUCCCUUGUCAAUCACAGUGACACUAGCCAAUAUUGGGCAUCUCUGAACUCAUGUAUGAGGAAGAGGGCAGAUAGUGACUAUCUUACGCUGCCCUGUCAUGCAGCAGUUUGAAUAGAUGUGAUUGGUUGAUUUCAUGUGUGGAAUGCACAUGUUAGCCUUUACCCUUCCAGGUUGAUAGCUGGUGUAUGAUUGGGGAAGGCUGGCUGGUGGGUGAGAAUUGGCAGGUGACCAAAUUGGGGAGAGAAAUAAGAGGGAAAUUUUUUUAAAAAUGCUAAGAGAAAAAUACAGGAAGCAUAUGUUGUUUUUUUCCUAAUUAUUAAUGAGGAGUAUAUUUGUAUGAUAAUUUUUAGUAUUCUACUUUAAUUUCUAGAUUUCUCUGCCAUUUUAUGUGGGUCAAAGGCAACAAUAUUUUUUUCAAAAUAGCCAAAAAUUAAUUGUGUUGUUUUUAAAUAUAUUUUAUGUUUUAAUGAAACUAAUUGCAAUGCAGGUCAUCUUACUGCAUGACAAUUUUUCUCUUUAGAAUUGUCUCUUUUUCAUCCUGUAAACCCUUUUAUUAUACCAGUAAGAAUAAAAUGCUAAAAUGUUCUGUUGAAAAGCACAUCUGGUUUCGACAUCUUGACUUUAAAAUUUGUAUAACAAAUUUGGUUGAUAAAACUAAUUUGGAACUAAUGUUAAUCUGCUUGUAUUAAGUAAGAUAUUUCUUAGGUAACAUAUUUCUGAAUAUCAUAUCUUCUUGGACUCACUGAAUAUCUGAUUACAGCAUGUUUUUUUCCAAUCACAAGCUGAGGUGAGUUUUUUUUUU
Ictalurus punctatus (channel catfish) is the source of this 8581-nucleotide messenger RNA. It is a transcript of the gene agmo, whose product is annotated as alkylglycerol monooxygenase. Lineage: Eukaryota; Metazoa; Chordata; Actinopteri; Siluriformes; Ictaluridae. Gene Ontology annotation, biological process: lipid biosynthetic process. Gene Ontology annotation, molecular function: oxidoreductase activity; iron ion binding. The coding region runs from base 231 to 1658 and encodes 475 amino acids. The transcript has 13 exons. Gene Ontology annotation, cellular component: endoplasmic reticulum. The record is from RefSeq and is a predicted model, not a curated record.